GAACCACACCAUUCAUGGGCCCCUUUUACUCUCUCUCUAAGAUGUGAUUCUCAUCUCUAUCAUCAAGAAAACCUUUCAAGUCACUAUUUUUCUUCACUCAAGUCAUACAGAGAGAAAGUGUGAGAAAAAGGAGAGAUAGAACCCAAUUAAACUUGAAAAGCCAUUGAUUUCAUUUUCAUAAUUUUGUUAACCUUUUUGUGUCAACGAAAAUAUCAGAAGAAGAAGCAAAAACAAAGAGUCACCAUAUUCUCAAGAAACACUCAUCAGAUCUACUAAAAAGAGUUGAAUACCUUUUAAAGGAUCUUGAAUUUCAUCGGCAUCCUCUUGUCAAGAACCCAUUUUCAGAAAAAAAAAAAAUCGAACACCUUUUGAAGAUCUUGAAUUAGGUCAUCAAUUUUCUAAAGAACGGAUAUAUGUAUAACAAAGUUUAAUACUUUUGAUGAAUACGUCGACGAGGACAAGCUCUGUCCAAGAACCGACCGAGAACGGAGCUAGUGGCUCCGACAACAACAACUUCAACUCGGCGAUGAAAGAGCACAUGUUCUACAAAGUGCUAACACCAAGCGACGUAGGGAAACUAAACCGGCUUGUGAUACCAAAGCAACAUGCAGAGAACUACUUCCCUUUAGAGGACAAUCAAACCGGCACGGUACUGGAUUUCGAAGACAGAACCGGAAAGACAUGGAGGUUUCGCUACUCGUAUUGGAACAGUAGCCAGAGUUACGUGAUGACUAAAGGAUGGAGCCGUUUCGUCAAAGAGAAGAAACUCGACAGGGGAGACACCGUCUCGUUCCACCGUGGACAUGUCCCUGGCGAAAACGAGCCGGAGAAACGAAUAAACAUAUUGUACAUUGACUGGAGGCAUAGAGCCAACAGAAACCUCGUACACAACAUUAACUAUCAUCACUACCCGUUGUUGGGGUCUUCACCUUAUCCAACGGCUAGUUAUUAUCCUCAUUACCGAAGGUUUCCACCAUUUUAUCAAGAGAGGGAGUUUUUAGGGUAUGGUUAUGGUAGAAUUGUUCAUGGACCGUUGGAUCAUCAUCUUCAUCAGUGGAAUCUUGGUAGAUCUGAGCCGUUGGUUUAUGACUCGUAUCCUGUUUUUCCGACGAUGAGGUUUACUUCGUCGUCCGCAAUGUUGUCGCCUUCUCUUCCUUCUCAGCCACCGACGGUGAAGAAGGUAAGGCUGUUUGGGUUUGAUGUGGAGGAGUCUUCUUUUUCAGGUGGCGAAAUGAGUGUUGCUGGAUACUCUCCGUCUUCUCCAGUUGUGAUCAGAGAUGAUGAAUCAGCUUGGAGGUCGUCACGUGGCCAAAUGGGUGCGUCAUCGUCUUCUUCGGUUAUGCAGUUGACCUGUGAUGAAGAAUAUCAAAGGAAAGGGAAGUCUGUAGAAAAAUAAGUAAUCUACUUCAUAAUAAUGUAAUUUGACAAUUGGGGGAUUAUAACAUAGUGAGGAAUUUAAAGAUGUGUGGUUUGAGCUUUGGUUUCAACAUGCUAGUUCUUGAGCCCUAGUUGCCAUGUUGAAUGAACCCAUCUUUCAGUAUUGUAAUAAAUUAAU
This is a messenger RNA of Raphanus sativus (radish), 1555 nucleotides long. RefSeq names its product B3 domain-containing transcription factor NGA4-like. The record is from RefSeq and is a predicted model, not a curated record. Gene Ontology annotation, molecular function: DNA-binding transcription factor activity; DNA binding. Lineage: Eukaryota; Viridiplantae; Streptophyta; Magnoliopsida; Brassicales; Brassicaceae. The transcript has 2 exons. Bases 440 to 1396 code for a protein of 318 amino acids.